Oncorhynchus masou masou (cherry salmon) is the source of this 4626-nucleotide messenger RNA. Its product is annotated as major histocompatibility complex class I-related gene protein-like. The transcript has 2 exons. The record is from RefSeq and is a predicted model, not a curated record. Gene Ontology annotation, cellular component: external side of plasma membrane. Lineage: Eukaryota; Metazoa; Chordata; Actinopteri; Salmoniformes; Salmonidae. Bases 39 to 1118 code for a protein of 359 amino acids. Gene Ontology annotation, biological process: immune response.
AACUUGAGACAUGCUUCACAAGGCUACACUUCAAAAUCAUGGGCAAACUGUCAAUCUUUUUGUUUGUUCUUUCAUUUUACACCAUUGUCAACGUAGGUUCAGGAUCACAUUCUCUGUGGGCACUUGCAACAUACAUAAUCGGAGAGACACCUUUCCCUGAGUUUACAGUUGUGUUGAUGUUGGAUGAUGUUCAAAUAGGUUACUAUGACUCCAACAUUAAACAGUCUGUCUACAGGGGUUACCAUAUUACAGACCAAAUGAAUGACGAAGCUCAGGAUGGAACUUACGUACUUGGAACUAUGUACCACCACAUGAAAGAGAGAUCAUUUCGCCUAAAGCACCACUUAAAUCUCACGGAAGGUGUUCAUGUUCAGCAAAGAAUCGGUGGCUGUGAGAUGCUGCACAAUGGUGAACCAGCCCUGAUCAUGACAAAGAACUCUUUUAAUGGAAUUUUUGCAGAUUAUGCGGUAUAUUACAACAUGACACAUUUUACAUAUGAUUCUGGGCAACUCCUACUAGGAUAUAAUUGGAUGAGGCAAGCAACUGAAAGAACACUUUAUGCUAAUGUUUGGCUUCCUAUUUGCAUCAACACACUGAAAAAAUGCCUGAACAGAGAGAAGAACUUUGUGAUGCGGAGAGUGCCUCCCAGACUCAGGUUGAUAAAGAAAGAGGUUUCUGGAGACCUCCAGGUGAUCUGCCUGGCGUUUGGUUUCUACCCCCGCCACAUCAACUUGACCCUGCUGAGAGAUGGCCAUCCAGUGGCAGAACAGGAUCUGACAGGGGGGGAGGUUCUGCCUAGUGGAGACGGGACCUACCAGCUGAGGAAGAGUAUAUAUGUCAGUACUGAGGAGCUAAGGGAGAAACACAACUACACCUGCACUGCCUCUCACCUCAGUCUGAACAACAAGCUGGAUGUCAUUUGGGAGUCUGGGGCAGAGAGACUUCACCUAUCCAUCCUCUCAGGUCCACUGGUGAUGGCGCUGAUUGUUAUUCUGUUCUGCAUUUUAAUUUGCCUCGCAAGGAGGAUACGCGCCGCAUCGCAGAAUUUGUUGCAACGAGCCAGCAUUGAUGCAUUAGAGGCAGAUGAAAGGAAGCUGUCAUCAGAUUCUGAGAUCUAAUAUUUUGGGGGACACUGAUGCAACUUUGUCAAUUCACAAUGACACCUAUGACUAUGAGAGCAGACACAAAAUGUGCCAAUCAUUAUUUUAUUAUUGGUUGAUUUCCCAACCCCACAACAAACAACUAUUAAAGGAUCAAGUUGUGGAGACUGUUGAAAAUUACAAAUAUCUGGGCAUUGGUCCAGAUUUGCAUGUAUAUAUUUUACAUUAACAAAAGUAAUCUUUUAAUCAUUAUUUCAAAUCAUGAUUUUUCAUUAAUUACACAAUACACUUUAUAUCUGUUGUAUUUCCUGAUAUCCAGUAUCUAAACCAGGAGACAGUGGUGUGUAUUCAUGGGUGCCAAGGGAAGCCGGGCAUCCCCAAAGAAUUUACAAAGAAAAAAACAUUCAAUCAUUUAUAUUUCGUCUCUCUGUGUUUCAUUUUUUUUUUCAGUUCUUAAUUUGAUGAAUGUAUCUCACCAGAGAAAUCAUCCGAGCGAGCAAAACAGCCCCUCUCUAUAUCUAUUUCUAUAUAAAAAUAAAAAAUAAAUAUAUGUUUGUGUAGUCCAUCUAUCUAAUGCUGUCUGGUCAAAAGAGUAUAAUAUUGUUGCCACCAAUAACAUUGAACACAAUUCAGUGCCGGGUUGUUUAGCAAGGAUACUGCAGGAGUCUCUAUGGAUUCGACAGACCCUUCCACCGGUGCAAACAAAAGACUGGAGCCACGCGCUCGCUACUGUGCCGCAUCUUGAGAGUUUCAUCUGCCAGGGUCUAUACACUGUGACAUUUUCUUUCAAGAACGUUUACUCUUAAAUUCGGUUGAUUUAAGACUAAAAUUAACAAGGAUGAGUUUUGUCUGAUAUCUGCCCAUGACGGUGACUUUAGUUUAAACGUGUAAAAGUAUUUAGUCAGCCGCCACCAAUUGUGCAAGUUCUCCCACUUAAAAAGAUGAGAGAGGCCUGUAAUUUAUCAUAUGUACACUUCAACUAUGACAGACAAAAUGAGAAGGAAAAAAUCCAGAAAAUCACAUUGUAGGAUUAUUUUAUGAAUUUAUCUGCAAAUUAAGGUGGAAAAUAAGUAUUUGGUCAAUAACAAAAGUUUCUCUCAUUACUUUGUUAUAUACCCUUUGUUGGCAAUGAGAGGUCAAACGUUUUCUGUAAGUCUUCACAAGGUUUUCACACACUGUUGCUGGUAUUUUGGCCCAUUCCUCCAUGCAGAUCUCCUCUAGAGCACUGAUGUUUUGGGGCUGUUGCUCACGAUACAUGGCCCCAUUCAUUCUUUCCUUUACGCGGAUCAGUCGUCCUGGUCCCUUUGCAGAAAAACAGCCCCAAAGCAUGAUGUUUCCACCCCCAUUCUUCACAGUAGGUAUAGUGUUCUUUGGAUGCAACUCAGCAUUCUUUGUCCUCCAAACACGACGAGUUGAGUUUUUACCAAAAAGUUAUAUUUUGGUUUCAUCUGACCAUAUGACAUUCUCCCAAUCUUCUUCUGGAUCAUCCAAAUGCUCUCUAGCAAACUUCAGACGGGCCUGGACAUGUACUGGCUUAAGCAGGGGGACACGUCUGGCACUGCAGGAUUUGAGUCCCUGGCGGCGUAGUGUGUUACUGAUGGUAGGCUUUGUUACUUUGGUCCCAGCUCUCAGCAGGUAAUUCACUAGGUCCCCCUGUGUGGUUCUGGGAUUUUUGCUCACCGUUCUUGUGAUUAUUUCGACCCCACGGGGUGAGAUCUUGCGUGGAGCCCCAGAUCGAGGGAGAUUAUCAGUGGUAUGUCUUCCAUUCCCUAAUAAUUGCUCCCACAGUUGAUUUCUUCAAACCAAGCUGCUUACCUCUUGCAGAUUCAGUCUUCCCAGCCUGGUGCAGGUCUACAAUUUUGUUUCUGGUGUCCUUUGACAGCUCUUUGGUCUUGGCCAUAGUGGAGUUUGGAGUGUGACUGUUUGAGGUUGUGGACAGGUGUCUUUUAUACUGAUAACAAGUUCAAACAUGUGCCAUUAAUACAGGUAACGAGUGGAGGACAGAGGAGCCUCUUAAAGAAGAAGUUACAGGUCUGUGAGAGCCAGAAAUCUUGCUUGUUUGUAGGUGACCAAAUACUUAUUUUCCACCAUAAUUUGCAAAUAAAUUCAUUUAAAAUCCUACAAUGUGAUUUUCUGGAUUUUUUCCCCCUCGUUUUGUCUGUCAUAGUUGAAGUGUACCUAUGAUGAAAAUUACAGGCCUCAUCUUUUUAAGUGGGAGAACUUGCACAAUUGGUGGCUGACUAAAUAGUUUUUUGCCCCACUGUAUAUAGCCAAGCUAUCAUUGACUUGGUACUGGUACCCCAUGUAUAUAGCCAAGCUAUCAUUGACUUGGUACUGGUACCCCAUGUAUAUAGCCAAGCUAUCAUUGACUUGAUACUGGUACCCCAUGUAUAUAGCCAAGCUAUCAUUGACUUGAUACUGGUACCCCAUGUAUAUAGCCAAGCUAUCAUUGACUUGAUACUGGUACCCCAUGUAUAUAGCCAAGCUAUCAUUGACUUGAUACUGGUACCUCAUGUAUAUAGCCAAGCUAUCAUUGCUUAUUGUGUAUUUAUUCCUCGUGUUACUAUUUUUGUUUCUAUUAAUAUUAUUUAAUUUGUUAUUGUAUUCUGUGUGGAAGGGCCCGUAUGUAAACAUUUCACUUUUAGUGUACACCUGUUUUUUAUUACAAUUAAAAUGUGAUUUGAUUGUGUUCCACCCCCACAAAAGAAACGAAAGGAACAAACACCCGCUGACCUGCUGGAUGCUGGUAGAGCUAAAUCAAGCACACUUCAGUGUUCAGCAUGUACUUUGGUCCACUUUUGGUUCCACGUGCACAAUCACCCAAACAUUUUGUGUCAAGUGUAGUUAAUUGCUAUUGUCUCCAAGUGCUACCUGUUAGUGGCAGGGCUUUCCUGUUUAUUUAUCCAGGGUUUCUCUGUCCAGCAUAUCUCAUUUUUAUGUGUAAUUAGUUGGUGUGCACUGGGAGGAUGAGAGUGAUGACAGUGUGGCCUAGUCCAAAUUCAGUGGAACAAGUUGGUGCCUGCCAAUUUCCCUAUAGAUCCGCUCUCCUUCUCUCUGGGUACGCUGUCCUCAAUUAUUUGUAAUCCUUGAUAUUUAUUGCAAAACUAACAUUGAAUAUUAUUAUUGGAUAGCUUAUUGUAUGAGCGACAGCACUGAAGAUGAUGUUUGAUAUGUGUUAAGGAAUUUCUGUUAAUGACUUAAUAAAGACAACCUGUUGCUAACUCACUACACUACUGACAUGGUAUGGCUGCAGUUCCACUGCCUAUACACAGGAGGGAGCAGAAGCAUGCCAAUCAGAGAGUCUCUCUCUCUCUUUCAAUUCAAUGGGCUUUAUUGGCAUGGGAAACAUAUGUUGCAAGUGAAAUAUAUAAUAAACCAAAGUGAAAUAAAGAAUGAACAGAAAACAUUACUCACAAAAGUUCAGAAAGAAUAAAUACAUCAAAUGUCAUUAUGUCUAUAUAAAGUGUUGUAACGAUUUUCAAAUAGUUAAAGUACAAAAGUAAAAAAUAAAUAAAUAUGGGUUGUA